AGUCAAUUGAAUUCCAUCUUCAUCCGUAGGAUAUCAAAAGCGAAAUUUUUCUGAGGAAGUCCGAAGAUUAGAAAAAAAGAAGAAAAAGAUCAAAUCUAAAAAAAUGAAAUGGGAUUAAUUAGAACAUUUAUUUUCCUUAGAAAAACAGAAUAUCAACCACAACAACAAACGAAGGUCGAUCGAUGAGUUUUUCCCCCCUCAAUCCAUUACUUUUCUUUAAGUUCUAAAAUGUCUCCAUUUCUCUUUCUGAGAAAGAAAAGAGUGUUUGUAAGUGUUGCUUUUGGUGGACAAUGCUGAUUGGGUUUUUAAGAUCAAACCCAGAUCUUUAUCUUUUGAUCUAGCUGAAUGCUUUUUUUUCUUCUUCUAAUCUUUGAAAGCUAACGAAAAUUAGUUUCAAGGAGACAACAGGUGAAUAUUCUUUGUUCCUUUCCUUCUAAAGUAAUUCAGCUAGAGAAAUUAAAGCUUUUGGAGUUGAAUUUAUGGUUUGAAUGGGGAUAAUGAUUGGGUUUUCUUUUUCUAUCUUUUACUGGUUUAGGUGUAUGGGUUUUAGGGGAUAUAAGUCUAAAACAAUGCAUGCUUUGCCACUGAAGUGGAGAAAAGAAGAUGAACUUUGUUUAGAUUUUCUAUGUUAAUUGGGGCCUUUUGUCAUAGUUGAUUGAUGUACUCUAGCUUGGGCUGGUUUUCUGUGCUUUAGAUUUUUUUUUUCAACAAAUGAAUUGGGUUGAUGUUGCUGUUCAAAGAAACAAGGAAUAUCUCUGCUGGUGAAAAUGGAGUUGCAAUUUUAUUGGUGAAUGGAUUCAUCAAUGGCUUUCAGUUCAUGACUUGAUGGUUUUCGGUAUCCAUGCUUUCCUUUCUGGGUAUUUGAUGGUGCAUUUGCUUUAAAGGGUUUUCUUUUCACAUCUGGUCGAUUUGCGUGUGAGAAGAGAUUCCUGUUUAAGAUGAUCAAACAAAUACUUAAUAGGCUCCCUCGGAAACCAUCUAAGUCGAGUGAUAAUCGUGAGGGAGGAACCUCUACCUCAUCAUCAAAUGCUUACACCAGUUCAAGAAACAGCGAUUUAGCGAGUAAUCAUUAUGCAAACUCAAGCGGUGCAUCGUUUUCUGGCUUUCAUUCUACAAAUUCUGGGCUGAAUCAAGGGAAUAAGAUUUCUCAAGUGGUGAAUGCAAAGCUGAAUGGGAACACUGUUGCUACUUCUUUUGAGCCAUUGCCUAAUUUUAGAGAUGUUCCAAAUUCCGAGAAGCAGAACUUGUUUAUCAGAAAAUUGAACAUAUGUUGCAUUGUGUUUGACUUCACUGACCCGACAAAAAACGUCAAAGAGAAGGAUAUCAAGCGGCAGACUUUGCUAGAGAUCAUGGAUUAUGUUUCAUCUGCUAAUGGGAAAUUUUCGGAGAUCGUUAUGCAAGAAAUUGUCAAGAUGGUGUCUAUAAAUUUGUUUAGAGCACUUACUUCUGCACCACGUGAGAACAAGGUUCUAUUAGCGUUUGAUUUGGAAGAGGAGGAGCCCUCAAUGGAUUCUGCAUGGCCUCAUCUACAAGUUGUUUAUGAAUUUCUUUUAAGGUUUGUGGCAUCACCUGAGACGGAUGCAAAAUUGGCCAAGCGAUAUAUCGAUCAUUCUUUUGUUCUAAGGUUGUUAGAUCUUUUCGAUUCAGAGGACCCCAGAGAAAGGGAGUACCUGAAAACUGUUCUGCAUCGCAUCUAUGGGAAAUUUAUGGUCCAUCGUCCGUUCAUCAGGAAAGCGAUCAACAACAUCUUUUACCGAUUCAUUUUUGAAACCGAAAAACACAAUGGAAUCGCAGAGCUAUUAGAAAUACUUGGAAGUAUAAUCAAUGGGUUCGCUUUGCCACUGAAAGAAGAACAUAAGCUCUUUCUUGUUCGUGCAUUGAUACCACUUCACAAACCAAAGUGCAUACCCAUGUACCAUCAGCAGUUAUCUUACUGCAUUACUCAGUUUGUGGAGAAAGACUGCAAGCUUGCUGAUUCUGUUAUUCGAGGCUUGCUAAAGUAUUGGCCCAUUACAAAUAGCUCAAAAGAAGUCAUGUUCUUGGGUGAACUGGAGGAAGUUUUAGAAGCCACACAACUUGCUGAGUUUCAACGCUGCAUGGUACCCUUAUUCCACCAGAUAGGCCGUUGCUUGAGUAGCUCGCAUUUUCAGGUGGCAGAGAGGGCUUUGUUCUUAUGGAACAAUGAUCAUAUUGAAACCCUAAUAAAACAGAAUCGAAAUGUUAUACUUCCCAUUAUCUUCCCCUCCUUGGAAAAGAAUGCUAGAAGCCACUGGAAUCCAGCAGUGCAGAGCUUGACUCUAAACGUCCGCAAGAUUUUCUCCGAUACCGACCCUGAGCUCUUUGAGGAGUGCUUGCAUAAGUUUGAGGAAGACCAAGCUCAAGAGAACGAGGUCAAAUCGAAACGCGAAGCCACAUGGAAACGAUUAGAAGAGAUUGCUGCAAUGAAAGCUGCAAGUAAUGAACCCGUGCUCGUCUCCCCGAAAGCAACUACUCGCAACCCGUCUUGCUAGGACAAGAGAUUGCCGUUUUAGCUACCUGACAUUUUCAUGUCAAGAACGGUUCGGGGAAACGUAGGUCGGUGGACAUGAUGGUUUCAAGAACAGAAAUGAAGAUGAAGCCGAGUUUUCCAUCAUAUCAAGUGUUCACUCACACCUUCUGAAAAUCUGGUUUGCUGGAUUUUUUGAUGUGUCACUUGGAUUCAUCAACAUGUGGGGGGUAAAAUCUAAAACCCCUUCUGCUCAUAUAUGCAUAAAAUGUGUAUAUAUAAUGGAUUUGGAGACGGGAAACAAAUGAAUUUGGCUUGUAAAGUAGACUUCUUUUCCAUUCAUAAUCUUUUUUAAGGAUGGGUUCCACAUGUUUUA
Gossypium raimondii (Peruvian cotton) is the source of this 2861-nucleotide messenger RNA. RefSeq names its product serine/threonine protein phosphatase 2A 57 kDa regulatory subunit B' theta isoform. The transcript is spliced from 3 exons. The record is from RefSeq and is a predicted model, not a curated record. Gene Ontology annotation, biological process: signal transduction. Gene Ontology annotation, molecular function: protein phosphatase regulator activity. Lineage: Eukaryota; Viridiplantae; Streptophyta; Magnoliopsida; Malvales; Malvaceae. The coding region runs from base 939 to 2510 and encodes 523 amino acids. Gene Ontology annotation, cellular component: protein phosphatase type 2A complex.